Molecule: messenger RNA, 1278 nt
Organism: Phytophthora sojae
Lineage: Eukaryota; Oomycota; Peronosporomycetes; Peronosporales; Peronosporaceae
Exons: 1
Coding region: 1-1278 (425 amino acids)
Biological process (GO): D-serine catabolic process
Molecular function (GO): D-serine ammonia-lyase activity
Source: RefSeq, a predicted model, not a curated record
AUGUGGCGCCCCGCGUCGGUACCUGUUGCUGCAGCGGCCGCUGCUGCAAUCACGGCGCUCUCCGUGCGUCGCCUCGCCUCCUCCUCCUCCCUAUCGCGCGUAAUUCGCCGUGCUCCUGGCAGCGUGGGGGACCUUGUCUCGUCCUUGGAGACGCCCUGCCUGCUGGUGGACCUGGACGCUCUGGAAGACAACCUCAAGCGUCUCCCAGAGUCGCUGAAAUCUUAUCCGCACGUCGCGAUCCGUCCACAUGCCAAGGCCCACAAGUCCUCCUCAGUUGGACAGUUGCAGCUGCAAAUGUCUCACGCAGUGGGACUCUGCUGCCAGAAGGUCGGAGAGGCCGAAGCCAUGUUCAACGGCGGCGUGCGCGACCUGCUGCUGAGCAACGAAGUGUACGGCGAGAGGCGCUACGAGCGCAUGGCGCGGCUGGUCCAGGGCGGCGCCCAAGUGACGCUCAUCUUCGACAGCGUCGAGACGGUGCAACAGGCCGCCAAAGUCGCGGAGGACACAAACGUCCACUUCCGCGCGCUGGUGGAGGUGAACGUGGGCCAAGACCGAUGCGGAGUGGACACAGUGGAGGAAGCUGUCCACCUGGCCAAGACGAUCGACUCCUUCGCCCCUCGACUGCGGAUGGUGGGCAUCCAGGCGUACCAUGGCGCGGCGCAGCACAUUCGUAGUUAUGAUGAGAAGAAGAAGGUGAUCGCUGCUGUGGCUGAGAAGGCCAAGACUGUGCGUGACGCAUUGCUGGAGCAAGGCUUGAAGUGUGACGUGGUGACGGGCGGAGGCACGGGCACGUACCUGCUAGAAGCGGCCAGCGGAGUGUUCACCGAGGUGCAGCCGGGCUCGUACCUGUUCAAUGACGCCGACUACGCGCGCAACCGUGGACAAGACGGAGAGUUUGUGCACGACUGGAAGCAGAGUUUGUACGUGCUGACGGCGGUCAUGAGCAAGAAUGACAAGGCUGCGGUGCCGCGUGCUGUCGUUGAUGCUGGAACGAAGGCGGUGUCGCUCGACUCUGGAUCGCCGCUGGUGCACUCGUUCGUUGGUGGGGAAGAGUUGGCCACCACGCUCGAAUACCAUGGCGGAGGCGAUGAGCAUGGAAUUUUGAAGCCUCAGCUCAACGCUAUGGGGAAAGUAACGCUUCCAGCUCUCGGCAGCCAGUUGCUCCUCGUUCCUGGGCACUGCGAUCCUACCACCAACAUGUACGACCACCUUGUGGGUUUCCGCGGCGACCGCGUUGAACACGUCUGGGAGAUCGAGGCUCGCGGGCCUGGCAACUAA